Molecule: messenger RNA, 2799 nt
Organism: Alligator mississippiensis (American alligator)
Lineage: Eukaryota; Metazoa; Chordata; Crocodylia; Alligatoridae
Product: NACHT, LRR and PYD domains-containing protein 1a allele 5
Exons: 14
Coding region: 116-1948 (610 amino acids)
Biological process (GO): regulation of apoptotic process; innate immune response; inflammatory response
Cellular component (GO): canonical inflammasome complex
Source: RefSeq, a predicted model, not a curated record
UCACCAGGACUGUCUCCCUCCAGGCUGUUCCUUUCCCCCCACCCCCCACCCUUUAUUGUGCAAGUCACUGGCACUGGGAGAAACUUAUUCACACUGCUGGCAUGAAGUGGGGGGCAUGGAGGGAUUAAAGAGGUCCCUUCUCCUGGAAAUUCUCACCGGGCUGGGACACGACGAGCUCCAGCGACUUAAGGAUGGGCUGGGUGAAGUUCAGCUGAAGGAGGGGCAGGAACGUGUCCCCUCAGAGAGGCUACAAGAUGCUUCUCCAGCCCGGCUUGUGGACCUGCUCAUCAGCUUCUAUGGGGAGCAUGAGGGUGCAGAGGUGACUGCAGAUGCCCUGAGAGCCAUGGGCCAGGGAGCCCUAGCAGAGAGACUCAUGGAGACCCCACAAGCUGAUAAUGAUUUAAUUGACACGGAGGAAUGUACUCUUCAGAUAUCCAAUAAAAAGUCAGGCUAUAAAUCUCUCCUUUUACCUAUGGUGGAACAACGGAAACUUAUUCAGAUCGCUGACUGCAGUGUGACACUUCCAGACUAUAACUGUUUCCUUUUACCUAUGAUGGAACAACGGAAACUUAUUCAGAUCGCUGACUGCAGUAUGACACUUCCAGACAAUGAUCUUCCAACUAGGAUACGUGCGUCUGCUUGUGAGAUGCCUAUUAUUCUCUCCACUGAAGAUUCAGGCCAUUGUCUUCCACCUCCCAUAGAUGUGAGUGCCUCUGAGAUGAUGUCUACUACUGAUUCCUACAAAGAUUCAGUGAGACAAGAGGAUGGGGCUGGAGUAGGUUCUAAUACAGGCCAGAGGAGAAAGCUCAUGUGCCAAUUAUGUCAGACAGAGGAGGAUAUUUUUGAAGAAGUAAAGCCAGAAAUUGUUCCAGGUUCAAAGAGGUAUCAGCAUACAUACAGGGUUCAUUUCUCCAGGACAGGUUCAUACCGAUGUUCGGAAACAGCUCUGGGCUUCGAGGUGAGGGCAUCGGUGGCUAUUGAGUACAAAUGGGAAUCCUGGAAGCAGCAUCUGAAUCCACAUCAGCUGCAGGGAUGGGAUGUUGCUGGCCCCUUGUUCAGCAUCCAAGUGGAGCCAGCUGGGGCCAUAGCAGCCAUUCACCUCCCGCAUGUCGUGUGCCUCAAAGGUGGAGAGGUUGACAUUUCCCUCAUGUAUGUUGCUCACAUCGUUAAUGGGGAGCUGACCCUGGAGAAGCCGACGAGAGUAAAGCCAUUCUAUGCUGUGCUGGAGAACCCCAGCUUCUCCUGCCUGGGCCUCAUUUUCAGAUAUUUAUUUAAGCAUAUUCCAGUCCACUCCAAGGUGCUGCUGUAUCAUGCUGCCAUGAGUGCCCCCACAACCCUGCACGUCUAUGUGAUUCCCUGUGAUGAUUCACUAGAAAAGGCUGUGGAAGAACAUGAGGAGAAGCACAAUGCAGUGCUCCUAAACAAGCCUCCUCAGAUGGAUGAAGCCCUGUACGUUGACAGAAAUUACUCCGUGGCCAGUUCUCCAAACACAGAGAUACUACCUAAGAAACUCAAGUUCUGUUAUCCAAGCCAAGAGAAGUGGCAGCCCUUCAUUGAAGUCUAUACCAGGGACAUGGAGAUGGGCAUCAAGCUCCAUAUCACAGAAGUUUCUUCUACUGAAAUUCUCUGGGAGACCACAGUGAGAGUAGAGGAUGUCCAGCGAGCCCGCUCACCACCUGAGGAACAAGCAGAUCUACAUUUCAUUGACAAACAACGAAAGCAGCUGAUCCAGCGCGUCACCGGCAUGGAUGCCCUCCUGGACAAUCUCUACGGGCUCCUUUUAGAUGAGGAGCAGUACCAGAGAAUCAGGGCUGAGGCCACCAACCAGGAGAAGAUGCGCAGGUUGUAUGACCUGGUGCCCAGCUGGGACAGGGCAUGCAAGGACCGCCUCUACAAGGCCUUGAAGGUCCAACACAAGCACCUUGUGGCAGAACUGGAGAGGCAAUGAAGUCGCAUGCAUUUGUGGCUGCAUUAUGUGCUGGUACCUGGAGACUCUGGGAGGGUAUCACCAGCAUGCUGGGUGCUAGGGGUGGGCUUGGUGCUAGGGGUAAGGGGAUUUUUUUUUGUGUUCUUUAUAUCUAUUUUCUUUUUGAGAUGCAUGGGAGGUCUGUGAUUUUGUGAACAGGCAUACACAAGGGACUCACACAAGGUCUAGUUCAGGUAAUGUGGAAGUGGGGAGUGGAGCUGUGCUGUAGGCACUGGGAGGAUCUGUAAUGGUGGGGAAGCAUGACAGAUUCAGGCCAUGUUUCUGGUAUCUGAUGCCCUCACUGGUCAGACCUGCCUGCCCAUUCUCCCCAACCUCCCUUUACCUCCUAUCUCUCACCUUCCAUAAUUCAAUCUUACAGUAUUUACCUGGGGAGUCCACCUCCAGAGACUGGGAUAGCCUUUGGUUGGGUGCCUUUCCUCUGUGUACAGCCCUGGGGGCUUCUGUCUCCAAGCUCCAUAGGGUGGGUUUCCCCUUUAAGGCAGCCCCAGUUGUGCCUUAGGAACAAUAAUUGUGACCUCCAGACCCCCAUCAUCACACCUCUCAAAUGUUACUCAGUUUUUGGGGAAGUCUUUGGUCCUGACUCUGCACUCAUCCCCUCAUGACUCAAAUCUUUGUUGAGGCUUCCAUUUCCCUGGCUUCAGCCCCCUUUUUCUUUGCCUGCCCCCACCCUAGCCCAAGGUCCAGUGUACUAGACCUCAGCUUCUGGGCCCCAGUCCUGGCCUCAUUGUGUAUGGUGAGAUCAUUUGCUUGCUUGCUUUCUAUAAUUGUCAUAUGCUGCUACUGUGCAUCAAUAAAGGUCUCCAAAUUAUCAA